UGGAGCGACCUUUUUAAGGGGGGUUAAGAAGGCUAUAAAACUUGAAUCAAGCUUUAAAAACGACCUUUCCUUUUGACGCUUCAAAGAGAACGAAAAAGAAUUUUCAACAAGUUUUGUAUAUAUACAAACUUUUUAAGAAAAUGAUUAAGGCAAAGAAAUAUGACUGGCAGGAUUCCAACAUGGCUUUGUUUGGUUCAGACACUGAGAAAAAGGUGAAGAAAGAGUCUGCAGAGACUGAACCUGCUUGGAAGGGAGCUGGGGACGACGUUGGUUUACAAAUCUGGAGAAUUGUCAAGUUUAAGGUAACACAUUGGAACAAGGAACAAUAUGGUGAAUUCUACAAUGGAGAUUCGUACAUUAUUUUGAAUACAUACAAAGAACCCGAAGGUGAUGAAUUAAAAUAUGAUGUUCAUUUUUGGAUUGGGAAACAUUCCACGCAAGAUGAGUAUGGUACUGCUGCAUACAAAACUGUUGAGUUGGAUACUUUGUUGGAUGAUAAACCUAUCCAACAUCGUGAAGUGCAAGGACAUGAAUCCAAACUUUUCAAAUCUUACUUUGAUACUUUGACACUGCUAAAAGGAGGGGCUGAUACUGGAUUCAGACGAGUGCUUCCUGAAGCAUACAAACCCAGAUUGUUCCAUGUUCAGAAACAAGGCCGCAAAAUAACAUGCACUCAAGUUAGCUUGAAGAGAGGAAAUUUGAAAACAGGAGAUGUUUUUAUCAUUGAUACUGGAAGUACUAUUUAUCAGUAUAAUGGAGCGGAAUGCAGCCAUGACGAGAAAUUCAAAGCAGCGCAAGAAUGUGCUCGCAUUCGAUCAACACGUGGUGGAAAAGUCAAAGUAGAGACUUUGGAAGAGAGAAAUACUUCACCUGAGCAUCCAGCAUUGAUGAUUUUAAAAGAUGGUGAAAGCAAAGAGAAAAUUAAAGAAAAAGGUGAAAGAAAAAUGUUUAGAGUGAGUGAUGCUGACGGUAGUUUGGAUAUGGAUGAUGUUGACGGCUUUUCAAAAGAUUUAUUAACUUCUGAUGACGUGUACAUCGUGAAUUCCGGCGAACAUUGUUUUUGUUGGGUUGGAAGUGGAGCAAGCGUUGACGAACGGAAAAAUGGAUUAGCUUAUGCGUGUAACUACUUGAGCAAGACAAGUACACCAUGGCUUCCUGUUUCUGUAGUUCAACAAGGAAAAGAAACCGCCGAGUUCAACGCAGCAUUUUAAAUAAGUUCACUUGAUGUUUUGAAGAAAUGUUAUUUAUGGAGGCAACAAUUUAAUUUAUGCUCAUGUUUGAUUGUAUUAGUGUAAAAGACAAUUAUAUUGUGGUUAUUUCCAGACUAACUGGUUUAUAUUAAACGUAAAUUUCAUAGAGACUUUUAACAACGCCGUGUAGGGCGGAUUGGUUUUUUUGUAAAACUACACCUUUUAAGAUCCGUUACAAAAACAGAAAAUUGUAAAUGAUAAAGAAGUUUUUUAUGUGCAAGCACCCCGAUGGAGUAGUUUCGUCAUAAUUAGCACUCUUAUUUUUAUUAUUAUUAUUUCUUAUAAGCUUCAGGGCGCACAACAUUGAUAUUGUUCACGAAAUAAAGUGCACUGAUAACAAAAGUGGUUAAAAACUACUAAAAUGGAAAUGCUAAUGAAUUUAUUAUAGGAAACUUUGAGAACGGAUAAAAACCCGCGUGUUAUUUGUAAUAGCCUAUUGAGCCAAGAUUAAACUUUUUUAGACAAUGAAUAAUGGUUGACAUUUGGUGCGUUCGUUUACAUCAAAAGCCAAAUUGAUAGUCUAAUAUGUUAUUAAUCGUUUCUUUUUUUUUCAAGUCUGUACCAUGGAGAUAAACAUUCUGUAUCAAUGAGUCAACUAUGCCCUCCCUAGCAACAUUUGUCAAGGAGUGAACUUAGCUAAAAACAAUUUCCACACAUUAUGUAAAUAACUCAACGGCAUACAUUGAAUUUAUUAAGGUGUCUGCUUAACACAUUUCCAAAAAAGCUCUGCGAUGGAGUUAGCUAACAUUGGUGCGUUUGUUUACAUGGUACCAAAACAAUUCGUCUUGCAUGUUCUUUAAAGGCAUGUAACAAUGUAAGAUAAUACAGCAUUGUUUUUGGUAACCAUAAAAGGGCACAUAAACAAACCCAUAAAGGCGAUCUAUAAAAAUAAACCGUCCUCUUCUCUAAACUGUUACGAGCGAAGAGGAGUGGCAAAAGAACUUUAAAAAGUUUUUCCUUGACCUAUUUUUUUACUUGUCGACAACUCACAAAACCAAGAUGAUAAAAGCAAAGAAAUAUGACUGGACUGAUUCCAACAUGGCCUUGUUUGGCUCAGACACAGAUAAAAAGGUA
Hydractinia symbiolongicarpus is the source of this 2324-nucleotide messenger RNA. RefSeq names its product gelsolin-like protein 1. Lineage: Eukaryota; Metazoa; Cnidaria; Hydrozoa; Anthoathecata; Hydractiniidae. The transcript has 9 exons. Bases 141 to 1211 code for a protein of 356 amino acids. Gene Ontology annotation, molecular function: actin filament binding. The record is from RefSeq and is a predicted model, not a curated record.